Molecule: messenger RNA, 1956 nt
Organism: Cuscuta epithymum
Lineage: Eukaryota; Viridiplantae; Streptophyta; Magnoliopsida; Solanales; Convolvulaceae
Source: the annotation of a GenBank genome assembly
ACAAUUGACUGGAGAGGCACCGUUGACUCGUUGAGCUGCCUCUUCUAAACCCUACCUAAAUCUUUGUGAACUCUCCAGGGUUAUCAUUUCACCCUCGACCCGAAUCCUGUCUCUGGCAGCCAUGGCUUCAACGCUGAUUGAAUCAGAGAAAUACGAUUGCUUUAUCGGAGAAAAUUAUCAAACUGCACUGAACAACUCAAUCCACGAGCUUUUGGAUUCCUCCCGCGAUCCCGAUUUCCCAAAGAAUCAAUCUUUGUGCUCAAACUUUCAAGAAUUGCUGCGACGUAAACCCAACCCACCUCUAGAAACGGUCUGGUUCUCUUCUGCUUUAGACUUCCAGAGCUCUUGUUCGGCGAAAAGCGACCGGCCUUCGAGGCAGUUUGCAUCCAUAAAAGAUUUGUUUCAGCUCAUUGUUGCUCGUUCAGCUUCAUUCAAUUCAUGGAAAAGCGUUGUGUUGAUUGCGCCUGUUGUGUAUGAGUUUUAUCGGUUUAUAAUUUGUUUUGAAUGUCUUGAGAUGAGUUCUAAGAAGAAGAAAGCCCUCCUAGAAAAGGUUAAGGAUUUUGCUGGUUCACUUCUUGGAUACAUUAAUAUAUGUUCUGAUGGGCUGUGUGGUAACUUCGAUGCUAUGGAAGGCCUAAUUAGGCCAGUAGGGGAUUUAGUUGAUGGUUGGAUUGGAGAUAGUAAAAAUGCUUCUCUAAGAGAGUUUUUUCCACUCCUGAGCGAUUAUUCUGUUGAAAAGAUUAGUGCCGGAGAGUUACAAUUGAGUGAGCUGGCUGGUCUGGUUACUGCAGAAGCGUUUUUGUUGAAACUGUGCUGUUACUUUCUUGAAUGUAGUUCAAGAAAGGAUUUGAAAAGUGAGUUGAGCUCAUGGAUUGCAUGUUCAAUAAGUGCUCUUCGGAACCCCUUCUUUCAUGGGGCCCUCCUACUAAUGCUGCUUGAGCCAUCUUUACCGACAUCCUCUCUACUGAGCCUUGAGGAUGAGGUGUUGCUUAGGGAACUUCUGUAUGAUGCUGUGGUUUUAGUGGAUUAUUCUUUCCUUAAUCCUGAACAAGUGACAAAGCUUCCAUUAGCGUAUGUUAGAAGUAUUACCAUGACAAGGUUGCUGGUCACUUGUGAAGCUAUAAAGGUGUAUAGGAAACAAGGGAACCAUAAGAAGGCAUUGUCUUAUUGUAGGGCCUUUUCUGCUUCUAGUUUACCUUCACAACUAAUUAAACUGGUGAAAGAUGAGAUAGGCAAAGAUGGGAACACUAGCGAACCUGGCGGUUCAUCUCCGGCUGCAUUGUUAAGAUGGAUCCUUAAUGUAGAAAAGGGCGGGGCAAAGCUUUUUGACAAAACGAUCUCACAAAUAUGUGCGAAACUAGUGAUAGACGAUGAUGCUAAUGAAGACCCCAAACAUAUGACUGUUCUUAAGAGUGGCAGUGAUCAACCAGAGGAAGAUGCAGAUCUUUUUUACGUUGAUACAAAGGGAGAAGAAAACGAGAUUGGGAAUGAGGAGGAGGAGGAGGAGGAGGAGGUGAAGGAGUCCAUUAGUGCUGCCUUUGUUGCUGCAGCUCAAUUGAUGACCGGUUCAGAUAAAAAGCGGAAAACGCAGGGGAGAGGUAGUGACUUGGAAAGGAAGAAAGUGAAAUUCCUAAGAAAGCUUAACUUGUGUGAUGGAUCUGCGGUUAAACCCACAAUCCCAGACAAAGACGAUUCAGAUUCAGAGAGUGGCAGUAAUGUUGAGAACCCCUCCUCUGAUGACGAUAAUUGAGAGGUGCUGAUCUCAUUUAAUUUUGUUUAUCUGUUUAGCUGCACAAUGUUAAUCUUGUUACGUAGUAAUUUAUUUUGUAAACUAGAACUAAUUGAUGGGGAUGAUGUUAAAGAUGUAUUUGUUCUUGUUAAAUCAAAGAUUUCCUGAAAUUCAAAUGAUUUAGCGACCAAUCUUGUAUCUAUAACAUAGACUUUCGCUUCCACUCU